AUGCCCGCGAUCCGCCAUGCAUCGAAGCGUAAAGCGCCCCCCGCCGGCUUCUCAGACAUUGAGGACGACCUCCUCAUCUUCUCGAACAAGAUGAAAGACGCCGAGAAUGCCACGUCCGUAAACGUCCCUCGACAUGCCGUACACUGGCCCAUAUUCCAAAUUUCACAUCAGCGGUCACGAUACGUGUACGAGCUAUACUAUGAGAAAGAGGCGAUCUCGAAACAAUUGUAUGAUUGGUUGUUGAAGAAUGGGUACGCUGAUGCGAUGUUGAUUGCGAAGUGGAAGAAGACGGGGUAUGAGAAGGUAUGUGUACUAUUAUAUUGA
Messenger RNA from Glarea lozoyensis ATCC 20868, 324 nucleotides. RefSeq names its product cell cycle control protein cwf14. The transcript has a single exon. Gene Ontology annotation, cellular component: nucleus; spliceosomal complex. Gene Ontology annotation, biological process: mRNA splicing, via spliceosome. The record is from RefSeq and is a predicted model, not a curated record. The coding region runs from base 1 to 324 and encodes 107 amino acids. Lineage: Eukaryota; Fungi; Ascomycota; Leotiomycetes; Helotiales; Helotiaceae.